Messenger RNA from Syngnathus acus (greater pipefish), 2820 nucleotides. RefSeq names its product spermatogenesis associated 4 (gene spata4). The record is from RefSeq and is a predicted model, not a curated record. Gene Ontology annotation, biological process: regulation of cytoskeleton organization. Gene Ontology annotation, cellular component: axoneme. Lineage: Eukaryota; Metazoa; Chordata; Actinopteri; Syngnathiformes; Syngnathidae. The transcript is spliced from 7 exons. Gene Ontology annotation, molecular function: microtubule binding. Bases 209 to 934 code for a protein of 241 amino acids.
UGCCAUAGUUACACAACCCUACUCACCGAAGGCCUGCAACGUCACACUGGCUAGCUUUCGCCAAAACCGCCCCUGUGUUACAAAGGGAGGACGCAGACGACGAGAAGAAAACAGAGAGAACGCGAUUCGAUUUGUGCGGUGUUUGGCUUGAAGCCAGUCCACGAAACAGUUUGAGAAGGAGGGUUAAAAAAAGAAAAAGAAAAAAACAAUGACGGGGCUGCCGAGGGACGUCACAAGAUGGCUGCAGAGCCUCGAACUGACUAUCCAACCAAUGAACAUACGCAGAGAAUUUUGCAGUGGCUACCAUGUAGCUGAGAUAUUUUGCCGUUAUUAUCCCAGGGAUUUUGAAAUUUGUUGCGUCACCAAGGGAACAUCAUUCUCUAUCAAGCAGGACAACUGGAACAAGAUACGCCGAGCACUGCAGAAGUUGCGUCUGCACCUGUCUGAGAAGCUGAUCUACGGGACCAUCCACUGUAAACCGGGAGCAGCUGAGUUGCUGCUGCAGCAGGUGUAUUCUGUCCUGACCAAGCACAGGCCUCAAACAGCUCAAAGCUCACAGUUGGAUUUCUCUGACCAGAAGUACCAGCAGCUACUCCCUCCGGUGGCUCGGUCCACCGCCACCACGGCCGUGAAGAGCAACCUGAGAAAGACUGAGAUAUUGGCCCUGCCUGACACCCUCAUCAAUGGGCGGAGGGCCGAGGCCAUCAUCAGCAAGCAUCGGCAAGACAAGAUUGCAGACAGGGCGAUGACUGAUUGUGGGCGUUCAAACUUGGUCAAGUCAAAACUCAUACAAACAACAGUGGAAAAUCUGAAUGGAGAUGAAAAUUACUCUGUCAGCGAGCUGUGCCUCCAAUCACCACUGAGUGGUGCUGUCGUCUCGUACAAGACCAUCAAAGUGAACCAGCCUGCCAGAAGACUUCCACAAAGCUGUUAAAGCAAACGUGCAUGCAUCCCACCUCACCCCUCACAAUUCAAACCAGUUCCCAAUGUCUCAGUAACGUAAAGUUCUGUAGCUUGCUCUUCUCAAAUAAUUUCCUCCAAGGAUCUAUAAUUACGGGACCUUGACAAAAUUAACCUGCUCUACGUGAAAUCUUACAAGGACAAAAGGGAUUGUAUUUUCCCUGGUUGAGGCAGCAUUACUUGAUCACCAUAAAUUAUACCUGUCAAUUAUAGCAGAUCCAAGUAUGUGGCGCAUAUAGUGUUCUUAAAUAAAUAUCCCCCCCUCACCCCGAUUUUACAGAGUGUGUGUGUAAGGGAGAUGCAUUUUGCCUGAAUUUGCAAGUGUCAGUUAGAUAUUCUAGAUUCAAGUUGUUUAUUGCCACUCUCAGUUUAAUUGUCAAUCAAAACAAAACAAAGAGUUAAGACCUUGUGUGUAUAUUUAUUUUUAUUGUAACGAUCAGGCUAAGUAACAGACAAUAUAUUGCGUAAUGGCCAGCAACUUUUUUUACACUCGAUGGGUGGGACACAACUAUUUGUAUUGAAGACGUUUAAGGAGUCACUUUGUUCUCCCUCUUUAUCGAAGCACCAUUACACCUACACUGGUACAUAUAGACCACAGGUGUCAAACUCAAGGCCCGGGGGCCAGAUACGGACCACCACAUCAUUUUAUGUGGCCCGCGAAGACAAAUUGUGCAUCAAAUUCGUGUGAUUCCAAUCCAGUUUCCGCCCCUCCCACAGCACAGAAACAGCCCUAACCAGAGUGACCAACAACCUUCUUAUGGCCCCUGACUCCCAUUCCACCUCGCUCCUCAUUCUUCUUGACCUCACUGCUGCGUCCAACACCAUUGACCUUAACAUCCUCUUCGACCGCCUCCAACACCACAUUGGCCUCUCCCACAGUGCCCUUCGCUGGUUUCACUCCUACCUCACUGACCGGACCGCGUAUGUGGUCCUGGGGGAUGCUAAAUCUCCCCCCCACACUGUCACCUGUGGGGUCCCCCAGGGCGCCGUACUCGAUCCUAACCUCUUCACCAUCUACAUCAGGGGUCUCAAUCUCCAGUCCUCGGGGGCCGCAUUCCUACAUGUUUUCCAAGUUUCCCUCGUUAAACAGACCUGAUUGAAAUGAUCAGUUCAUCCUCACGUUCUGCAGGAGCCUAUAUUUAUAUCUGUGCAUCUGCCCGAGCUCAGGCUAGGUUGCCAUGGCAACGAUGCAGCAAAACCCACACGAGACUGUAAUUAGCUUACCGUGAGCCUCUUUUAAGCCUAUAUGCUGCACCCAUCGUGUAAUAUUCACUCAAGCAUGUCGAUGUGCUAACGAGCGCUAGCUGUGUGUAUGCCAGUAAAUGGGACAGUGGGAAGAGGCUUGAAAUGCCCUUAGAAAGUGUUUCGCCAUCUGCUGAGUUUUCCUCACUGCACUGAGAGAAGGGAGGGAUUGUAGGUGGGGGUCUAUGGAAGAGUGAGGAUCCCUCCUCCCACUUCCACGACACAAAUCUUCCACUUUGAUUACCAAAGCCGUGUUAUCCAUGGGAAGCAUGUAUGAAUGACAUUUUUUCUUAUAACAAUUUACGAUUCUCCGUGUUUGAAUUGAACUACUGAAAUAAAUGAACUUUUAUCCCACAUUGUAAUUUUAGUGUACUAAUGUAAUAUUAUUAUUGUUAGCCAUUUUAUGUUUUACAAACAAACUGAAGAAAUAGUAAAGCACAUUAUUUCUUCGUCAAAUUUGUUAUUUCUUCGCAUCAAAAUGAAUGAAUGGUACGUUUAAUAAGAAAGUUGAGAAUUAUUUCUGGCUAAAAUUGCAGUCCAUAAAGGUAAAUUGAGUUUGAAGUCCUUAUUUUAGUUAAAAAAAAAAAAAGGAAAAAAAGGUAAAACAUCAAGAGCACC